Messenger RNA from Drosophila busckii, 738 nucleotides. It is a transcript of the gene Mettl5, whose product is annotated as methyltransferase-like protein 5. The transcript has 2 exons. Gene Ontology annotation, molecular function: nucleic acid binding; rRNA (adenine-N6-)-methyltransferase activity. Lineage: Eukaryota; Metazoa; Arthropoda; Insecta; Diptera; Drosophilidae. The coding region runs from base 19 to 660 and encodes 213 amino acids. The record is from RefSeq and is a predicted model, not a curated record. Gene Ontology annotation, biological process: rRNA methylation.
CAUCACAAGUAUUAAAUCAUGGCCCGUUUGAAGCUGAAGAAACUGGAGGAGUAUUUGCAGUGUGUCGAUGGUUUUGAGAAGCCCAAAAUACUCCUGGAGCAGUAUCCUACGCCACCACAUAUAGCUGCCUGUGUAACACACCAUAUUCAGUCCCAGCACGAUGACAUAGAGGGACGUCUUGUAGCUGAUUUGGGCUGCGGUUGUGGUAUGCUGAGCAUUGGUUCUACCUUGCUGGGCGCACAGCUGACUGUAGGUUUUGAAUUGGAUGAAGCUGCUGCGGAUAUUUUUCGCGGAAAUGUUGUGGAAAUGGAGCUGCCCAAUGUGGACUGUGUGCGUGCGGAUGUGCUGCAACUGGUGGGCAGCAAGUGGGACAAUGCAUUUGAUACGGUUGUCAUGAAUCCACCAUUCGGCACUAAACGUAAUGCAGGCAUGGAUAUGCGUUUCCUAGAAGUGGCAACACACUUAGCCACUGGCGCUGUCUACUCGCUGCACAAGACUUCCACGAGAUCUUACAUAGAAAAGAAGUCAAAGGAGUGGGGUGCGCAAAGCAGUGUUGUGGCCGAGCUGCGGUAUAAUAUUGAGGCGAGCUAUAAAUUUCAUAAGCAACAGUCCAAGGACAUUGAGGUGGACUUUUGGCGUUUCGAUGUCACAAGCAUUUGAUAAUACGUGCAUUUUCAUAGUUUUAUUUUUAGCAAUACAAUUAAGAAGUCCAAAUUAAACAACAACUUUCUAUUAAUA